AAAGCCGCAAUGUCACCUUCGUCCUCUCAACCGAACGACACCUGGAAUCUCUAUUGGUAAUCAAGUAACAAGUAUGAUUAGUUACGAGAAGUAUCUAUCUACUGCCAUUCCUCACUUACGUAACAAUGGCUACCCUUAGAAUCACGUAUGACCAGCUUUGAUACCAUAAACGCAGGAUCCGCACUUGGUCCUACGAGAUGUCACUUUCCACUGAUAUCUCGCCCGUUAUGCGUAUAGAGAGCUUAUGGGAUGUGUGCGUCGGCUUCGGACUAUAUAAGAAUACCGAUGUGAUGGUAAUGUAUGACGCUCGUUGCCUCUUACAUGCCAUAACCUCAAGCGACACGGACGAAGCAAAACUAUAUGUACCCCUCAGUACCACAUCAAAUAUGUUCAGAGGUAUCUUACGUAGUAAUUCACACAUACCUGAUUCCAAGAUAUUCAUACCUUAGUUGGAAGACAGACAUUAUUACGAACGAAUUUGUUCGACAAGAUGAGUAGCAUUACUAAAGUCGCAAUCGCAGGGGCUACCGGUAACGUAGGCCCAAUAGUACUGAAACAGCUCCUCGCAGACGGUUUUGAAGUCACCGUACUUGCCCGUAAAGGAGCCACGAAAGAUUUCCCGCCCUCGGUGACUGUUGCUGAAAUCGACUAUGAGUCUCCCGAGUCACUUGAGAAGGCGCUUAAUGGCCAAGAUGCGGUUGUGUCAGCCGUUGGCUUCACUGGAUUGCCCUCCCAAAUCCCUCUAGUUCAAGCCGCGGUUAAAGUUGGCGUCAAGCGCUUUAUCCCCUCGGAAUAUGGUGGAGAUGCGACGAAUGAGAAGGCUUCUAGCUUACCUCCAUUCCACGCGAAGAAUGCUGUCACCGAAGUCCUGAAGAAGGAGGCAGCGGCUGGUUCUAUAACAUACACGUUAAUAUCCACCGGGCCUUUCUUGGAUAUGGGGCUCCAGUACGGCUUUCUCAUCGACCCCAAGGGCAAGAACGUUACACUUUGGAACGGCGGCGACAAGACUUUCAGCAUCACUACUAGGGAAUCCACCGCCAAGGCCAUAUCGGGGGUCCUUAAGCACCCUGAAGAGACCAAGAACCGCAAUGUUUAUGUGCACAAUGUACAAAUUUCCCUGAAGCAGCUCCUCGAGCAAGCCAAGAAAGCGGUUGGAUCAGACGGAUGGAAGUCAGAAGUCAAGUCUACCGAUGAGCACCUCAAGCAAGCCUACGCAGAGCUCGAGAAGGGCAAUAUCGAUAGAAUGGCGUUUAUAGCUGCGGCGAUAUGGGGAGAAGGAUACGGUAGCCACUUCGAGAAGGUAGAUAACGAUUUGCUCGGCGUGAAAGAAUUCAGCGACGCAGAGAUCCAGGACUUCAUAAGAGCCUAUGCGAAUUAGGGUCAUAUAUAGUUUACCUACCUAGAUACAUAUACCGAAUUUUCAUUCCCAAA
This is a messenger RNA of Daldinia vernicosa, 1431 nucleotides long. Its product is annotated as NAD(P)-binding protein. The record is from RefSeq and is a predicted model, not a curated record. Gene Ontology annotation, molecular function: oxidoreductase activity. Lineage: Eukaryota; Fungi; Ascomycota; Sordariomycetes; Xylariales; Hypoxylaceae. The coding region runs from base 491 to 1378 and encodes 295 amino acids. The transcript is spliced from 2 exons.